Molecule: messenger RNA, 2788 nt
Organism: Falco peregrinus (peregrine falcon)
Lineage: Eukaryota; Metazoa; Chordata; Aves; Falconiformes; Falconidae
Gene: MATN4
Product: matrilin 4
Exons: 11
Coding region: 139-2007 (622 amino acids)
Molecular function (GO): calcium ion binding
Source: RefSeq, a predicted model, not a curated record
GCGCAGCGAACCGCGCCCGCGCAGCGACCCGCGCAGCUCCGCGCCCACCGUACCUGGCCCAGCAGCGCGGCGGGGAGCGGCUCGGCGGCCGGCCCGGCGAGUCCUCCCAGGCCUGGAAUUGUGUGGUAUCACAGAGCCAUGAUGAAGCUCCUGCCCGUUGCCCCUCUCCUCCUACUUCUCCUGACGACACUGGAAGCCAGACCAAAACCUGCAGCCCUGAAGUGCAGGACGGGUCCCCUGGACAUCGUGUUUGUGAUCGACAGCUCCCGCAGCGUGCGCCCCUUUGAGUUCGAGACCAUGCGGCGGUUCAUGAUAGACAUCAUCGGCAGCCUGGACGUGGGCCCCAACGCCACACGGGUGGGGGUGAUCCAGUACUCCAGCCAGGUGCAGAACAUCUUCUCCCUCAAGACCUUCUUCACGCGGGCGGACAUGGAGAAGGCCAUCAACAGCAUCGUCCCACUGGCCCAGGGCACCAUGACGGGGCUGGCCAUCCAGUAUGCCAUGAACGUGGCCUUCACCACGCAGGAGGGCGCGCGCCCUCUGCACAAGAAGAUCCCCCGCAUUGCCAUCAUCGUGACAGACGGACGACCCCAGGACCGUGUCACUGAGGUGGCCACCCAGGCCCGGAAUGCUGGCAUUGAGAUCUAUGCUGUGGGCAUCCAGCGGGCUGACAUGAACUCGCUGCGAGCCAUGGCCUCGCCGCCGCUGGAGGAGCAUGUCUUCCUGGUGGAGUCCUUCGAACUCAUCCAGCAGUUUGGGAAGCAGUUCCAGGACAAGCUCUGUGGGGUGGACGUGUGCAUGGAGCAGGAGCAUGGCUGCCAGCACAGCUGCAUCAGCACCCCCGGCUCCUUCUACUGUGAAUGCAACCCAGGCUACAGGCUCAACGUCGAUGGAAAGACCUGUUCCCCCAUCGAUGCAUGCGCAGACGGGAGACAUGGCUGUCAACACCAGUGUGUCAGCACUCGUGGGUCAUACCUGUGCCAGUGCCGUGCGGGUUACUACCUCAGCCAGAACAAGAGGAGCUGCUCUAUGAUCGAUUACUGCAGCUUCGGAAACCACAGCUGCCAGCACGAGUGCGUGAGCAUCCCCAACGGGCACUACUGCCGCUGCCGCAGUGGGUUCACGCUGCAGCCCGACAGCAGGUCCUGCAAGGCCACUGACCUCUGCAACGGGGUGGAUCAUGGCUGCGAGUUCAAGUGUGUGAGCACGGAGGGCUCCUACCGCUGCGUGUGCCCCGAGGGCCAGCAGCUCCAGGCUGAUGGCAGGGCGUGCAGCAAGUGUGGGGCUGGGCACAUCGACCUGGUGAUGGUGAUUGACGGCUCCAAGAGUGUUCGGCCCCAAAACUUUGAGCUGGUGAAGCAGUUUGUGAACCGCAUCGUGGACCUGCUGGAGGUGUCCCCCCACGGCACGCGGGUGGGGCUGGUGCAGUACUCCAGCCGCGUCCGCACUGAGUUCCCCCUCAACAAGUACCACAGCGCAGAUGAGAUCAAGAAGGCAGUGAUGGAGGUGGAAUACAUGGAGAAAGGCACCAUGACAGGCCUUGCCCUCAAGCACAUGGUAGAGCACAGCUUCUCCGAGCUGGAAGGUGCCAGGCCUCUCUCCCACAACAUCCCCAGAAUCGGGCUUGUCUUCACGGAUGGGCGCUCCCAGGACGACAUCUCCGAGUGGGCCAGGAGAGCAAAGGAGUCAGGGAUCAUCAUGUUUGCUGUGGGUGUUGGCAAGGCUGUGGAAGAGGAGCUGAGAGCAAUCGCCUCUGAGCCAGUGGAGCAGCAUUUCUCUUACUCAGCAGACUUCACCACCAUGACCCACCUCGUGGAGAACUUCAAGCUGAACAUCUGCCCAGAGGAGGGCAAAGGGAAGACGGAGAUCCGCAGCCCAUGCGAGUGCGAGGCACUGGUGCAGUUCCAGACAAACACUGUGGCCAUCCUGCAGAGCCUGACUGAGAAAAUUGCUCAGAUGACAGCCAGACUCGAAGACUUGGAAAAGCAGAUCACCAACAAGAAGUGAUCCUUGCAGAGGGCUGCAGCGGUUGGAUGGGACAGGGGGAUGUACAGUAGCUAUAUGGCAUUGUUAUUGCUAGGUUGUUGUAAAGCAUCAGUGUUUGUUCUUGUAUCCCAAAAGCCCCAGGGGGAUGCACACUGUAUUUAAAAAAAAACAAAAAUCCUAAAAAAAAAAGUCCCCACCCUUGAGCAAAACUGCUGCAAAACCAAGGGUUUCAGCCAUCACUGUUGCCUUGUUCUGCUGAAUUGGCAGGUCUGGGAUGACUGCAAGGGCAGGCUGGGCUUUGGAUGAGGAGAUGGAACACCCAGCCUUUUUCCAGAGCAACUGGGAUGAACCAGCCCCUGCGCAGCCCCCCAUGGCCCCCCAGCAAGCUGCUUUGCAAGGGGGAAAAAAAAAAUAUCUACUGUGAUCACGCUUUGAGAGCUUCUGCUGCCUCAGCAUCUGCUGCCCUGUAGUGGGGCAGGGAGAGCCGGGCACUGUGGCCAGUGCAUGGGGACGCAUGCUGCCAGGCCAGCUCCCAGCACAGCACCCGGCUGUGCACCCAGGGGUGAGUGGGCAGCAGGAAUUGUCAGAUCCCCUUGCCCCCAUUUUGGCAGAAUUGUUUGGGAGUUGGUCAUUAUCUUGUUUGGUUUUUUUAAUCACAUAGCAAAACGGUAAUAAUUCUUUCUAUAAACAUCUAUGCGUGUGUGUAUAUAUAUUUCAUUUUGAGAGCAGGGUAGUGCUAUUUUUAAACACUUCUUUUAUAUAAAGAAAUUUCUAUCCUGCUAAUAAACACCCUGAAGGUUUG